GUCUCUCAGGCAGCUGCAGAACUCCAGCAGUACUGCAUGCAAAAUGCCUGCAAAGAUGCCUUGCUUGUUGGUGUUCCUGCAGGGAGCAAUCCCUUUCGAGAACCGAGAUCCUGUGCCCUACUCUAA
This is a messenger RNA of Apaloderma vittatum (bar-tailed trogon), 126 nucleotides long. It is a transcript of the gene GNG10, whose product is annotated as guanine nucleotide binding protein (G protein), gamma 10. NCBI's taxonomy places the organism in Eukaryota, Metazoa, Chordata, Aves, Trogoniformes, Trogonidae. Gene Ontology annotation, cellular component: heterotrimeric G-protein complex. The annotation marks the transcript as partial. The record is from RefSeq and is a predicted model, not a curated record. Gene Ontology annotation, biological process: G protein-coupled receptor signaling pathway. The transcript has a single exon. Gene Ontology annotation, molecular function: G-protein beta-subunit binding.